Messenger RNA from Microplitis mediator, 5263 nucleotides. Its product is annotated as protein groucho-like. The record is from RefSeq and is a predicted model, not a curated record. Bases 742 to 3099 code for a protein of 785 amino acids. Lineage: Eukaryota; Metazoa; Arthropoda; Insecta; Hymenoptera; Braconidae. Gene Ontology annotation, cellular component: nucleus; transcription regulator complex. Gene Ontology annotation, biological process: negative regulation of canonical Wnt signaling pathway; regulation of DNA-templated transcription. The transcript is spliced from 11 exons. Gene Ontology annotation, molecular function: protein binding; transcription corepressor activity.
GGCAGUCAGUCGCUUCUAGGCUUUUGUCGGGAGUGGACCGCCAUUUUGCGUUCCUGUUAAUUAUUCAAUAUCGCAUUAAAUUUUUAAUAUAUUAUUAUUAUUAUUAUUAAAAUAAAUAAAAGUUCAUUAACUGAGUGCGUGAAUCUGUUUGAUAAAUUAUUUUAUUUAAAAUCAGUGUUUAAAUUUAAAAAAAAUUUUAAUUUAAAUAUAAAUUGCCGCAGUUAUUUUUAAAAAAAAUAUUCUUUAGUAUUUUAAAAUAAAAAAAAAUAGGUGCAGUGAUUUAAAUAAAGUAGUAAUUAGCAUCUUGAGUGCGGAGUUUCGGAGCACGUUUUAUAAAAUCACGAGCUAAAGCGUCACUUUGUGUCUCACUCGCACUCAUUUCGCGCGGAAUCUUCUCCGCCUGGUGGCUCUGUCAUACCGGCAGACAUUUAUCGUCUUUACAAUCAAAUUUCCCGCUCUUAAUAUCACCGGUUAUAAGUUUUAAUUAAAUAAAACAAAGUGUAUACUAAAGAAAUAAAAUAAAUAACUGGGUUUGAUGAUCUCUAAAUGGCGGUAAGUUUGAAUGCGUGUGCAGUGUUGGCGGUAUUUUCAAAUUUACAUACGAUUUAAUAAAGUGCGGAUCUUUUGUGUGUGUGGUCUGUCAUGCCCGACAUGACAAUUGUCUCGUGAGUGCAAAAGGAUCUAUAAUUUAUAAAAAAACACAUACUUGAGAUUUUAAAAGUAGAACCAUAACACUUGGACAUGUAUCCAAGUGCUGGAAUAAAUGCCGCUGCUGUUGCUGCAGCAGCAGCCGCCCGACAUCCGGGUCCACCACAACCAGGACAACCAUUUAAGUUUACAGUUAUCGAUUCCUGUGAUCGUAUAAAGGAGGAAUUUAAUUUUCUACAAGCCCAAUACCACAACCUUAAAUUGGAGUGCGAGAAACUGGCCAGUGAAAAAAUAGAGAUACAGAGGCAUUACGUGAUGUAUUACGAGAUGUCGUAUGGACUCAAUGUGGAAAUGCAUAAACAGACGGAAAUUGCCAAGCGGUUAAAUGCCAUCAUAGGACAGAUCUUGCCAUUUUUGUCACAAGAACAUCAUCAGCAAGUGGCCAGCGCUGUUGAACGAGCUAAACAAGUCACAAUGACUGAACUCAAUGCAAUUAUUGGCCAACAGAGGCCCGACUUGCCGAGGCUGCUGCAACAAAUGCACGCCCAGCAAAUGCCACCGGGUGCCGCGAUGGGUCCACACCCUGGAAUGCCGGGAUUACCGGGCCUGGGACCUGGCGGUCUCCAAGUUCCUACCUCAGCAUCAGCGGCACUUCUAGGCCUAGGAUUGCCACCUGGUGGAUCUGCACCUGGAGGUGGCAAUGCUCAUCUGUCGAUGCUCACUAAGCCUGAUCUCCAUCGCGGCCAGUCUGAAGAUUUGAAGCCCAACGGCGGUCUCAAUUCCGAGGAAAGACAUAGAAAUUCAAUAUCUCCAGCGGAACGUGAAAAAUACAGCAGACCGAGGAGUACACCAGAUCCCGGCCAUCAUGAUCACAUGCACAUUAAAAAAAUGAAGAAAGAACAAGACAAAGAUAUUGGACAUCAAAGCGACGGUGAAAAAAGCGACCAGGACUUGGUAGUGGACGACGCGAGUGAAGGAGCGGCGAGUCCACCGGCAAAUGGAACCUCGUCACCGCGAGAAAACGGAAUCGACAAAAUGGGACCCUCGGUGGGUUUGAUGAGCAGUCAAAUGAAGAAGGAAAUACCGCCGCAGUCGCCAAAGAGCGGAACUAGCAGCAACGCGAGCACUCCCUCGGCUAAAAAGAUGGAGGAGCGCGAGAAACCUACUACACCGAUAUCGAAACCUGUGACACCGACCUCAGCGGGUGGCAGCAGUUCGGGCUCGGGCGGUCUCAAACCCAGUGGUUCAAACAAACCUCUGGUAUCAGCAUCAGCUGUCGGUCCUUACCCUUCACAUUACCCACCGCCUCACCAUCCGCCAGCUGGACCGCACGUUGAAAUGCUCGGAUACCCACCGGGUGCACUCAAUGGAUACCCGACGAGACCUCCUCUUCAGCAGCUUUAUGAUCCCCAUGGUGCUAUGAGAGCGCCACUAGGUCCAAUUGGAGUUCCUGGCGGCAAACCAGCUUACAGUUUCCACGUUUCGAGUGAGGGUCAAAUGCAACCGGUGCCCUUUCCGCCCGAUGCGUUAAUAGGACCAGGGAUUCCACGUCACGCACGGCAAAUAAACACUCUCACUCACGGCGAGGUUGUGUGCGCGGUGACAAUCUCCAACCCCACCAAGUACGUCUACACCGGAGGCAAGGGUUGCGUUAAAGUCUGGGACAUUAGCCAGGGUGGCAGCGGUAGCGCUAAACCUGUUUCCCAACUCGACUGUCUCCAACGCGACAACUACAUCAGAUCAGUAAAACUUCUGCCCGACGGCCGAACGCUCAUCGUCGGUGGCGAAGCUAGUAACCUCAGUAUCUGGGACUUGGCGAGUCCGACACCUAGAAUAAAGGCCGAGUUGACGUCCGCAGCACCUGCUUGCUACGCUCUCGCAAUAUCCCCCGACUCCAAAGUCUGCUUCAGCUGCUGCAGCGACGGCAACAUCGCCGUCUGGGAUCUGCAUAACCAGUCUCUCGUCAGACAGUUCCAAGGACACACAGACGGUGCCUCCUGCAUAGACAUCUCCGCAGACGGGUCCAAACUCUGGACCGGUGGUCUCGACAACACCGUAAGAUCUUGGGACCUCAGAGAGGGCAGGCAGCUCCAGCAGCACGACUUUACCUCCCAGAUAUUCUCCCUGGGCUACUGUCCCACCGGCGAGUGGCUCGCCGUCGGCAUGGAAAACUCAAACGUCGAGGUCCUCCACGCAAACAAACCCGACAAGUACCAAUUACACUUACACGAGUCUUGUGUCCUGUCGCUGAGAUUUGCCUCCUGCGGCAAGUGGUUCGUCUCCACCGGCAAAGACAAUCUACUGAACGCGUGGCGUACGCCUUAUGGUGCCUCCAUAUUCCAGUCUAAGGAAUCAUCAUCAGUAUUAAGCUGCGAUAUAUCCACAGAUGACAAGUAUAUUGUCACCGGAUCAGGAGACAAAAAGGCAACCGUAUAUGAAGUGAUAUACUAAAAUAAAUAUUGUUAAUAUACCUUCGAUACGCUUGUUAUAUUUAUAGACUUUAGUUAUUAUUUAUAAUAAUAAUAAUAAUACUAAUAAUAAUAAUAAUAAUAAUAAUAAAGGAUCUACAUUGAUAUACUAUAAUAAUAAUAGCGGGUAAAUAAACUCCCAAAGUGAUAAAUAUGCUCGGUAUCUAUUUUAAAGUAGACCAAUUAAGGUCAGAGACACAUUUAACCCGUGAGGUUUUUUUUCUGACUCAAUAAUUAUCACCCCCACCUUUACUUCAGUCUCUCUAUUUAAAUCCGAGCAGUUUAUUUUAUUGAUGAAAGCAUAAAUCGACAACACGAAUCACCGUUAUUUAUAAAUAUAUUGAUGAAUAAUUAAAACAGUGGGAUAAUCGUGAUAACGCCCGAUGUAAUAUAUAGAAUUUUAACCAAGUGAGAUUGUAAGGGCACAUAAUUAUUAAAAUCAGAUUUAAAUAAAUAGUUGUCUAUUAGAAGUAAAUAAAUAUAAGUGAGGAGUUGAGUAAAUUAACGACACGUGUAUUAUAUUAUAAAUACUUACAAUCAUAAGAUUAAUGUGACGAUUUGUUUAUAAUUACACAUAUAUAUAAAAUAAAUAUAUAUAUUUAAAGUAGAAUCAUAUUAUGGAUAAAUUAUAAAUAUAAAUUUUCUUACUAAUUCGAUUAUAUAAAUUUAAUAAAUUUUAGUAAAGGCCUAAUUUUAUUGCUCGGUUUUAGACAAAAAAAAAUGAUUACUAGAAUUGUGGCUGAUUAAUAAAAUAUAUAAAAUUUUACUUAUAAAUAUUUUUCUCGCUUUUUUUAUUUUAAAAAAAUUUAAGUUUUUGUUUUUAAUUCGAAAAUCCAAACGAUCCAAAACUCGGCAUUUUUAAAAAUCGCCAGGAAAAAAUAAAUUUAAGUCAAAGUAAAUUUAAAAAAUUCUGAUUUUUUAAAAAAUUUCCAUGUCUUAGAAAAAAUUAAUUAUGAUCUAAAUCUAUUUUAAUUUACUGAUCAAUUUAGAUCUUAAAUUUUUUUUUCCUCAAUUUUGCUAAUGGACUAAUUUUUUUUGACCAUAAAUGGGUCAAAAAAAUUACAGGGACAUGAUUUUGAAUGUAAAUCCAACAUUCAACCCUACAAUAGGAUGGGCCGAAAAUCCGCUUUUUUUUAAUUUUCAUUAUUAAUACCAAAAAUAUUAUUCCUCGUACAAAAAAAAAAUUUUUCGGAAAUAAAAAAAAAUUUUAGGUCGAUCUAAGGCUCGCCAAAUCCCGCUUGUUAGAAGUUGUUUAAAAUUUUUUUUCUAACAUAUUUUGAUCGGAAAUUUAAUUCUCUACAAAAAAGGUCCUAUAAUAAAAUUACGUAAAGUUGAUAGUUACUCAGAUAAUUGCAAUUUUGCUCUAAAAGAUGAAAUUUUUCAAGGUAAAAAAUAAAUUUUAUCAUAUAAAUUUCAUAGGAAAUUCAAUUUUCUACAAAACAGACCUAAUAAAAAUUUAUUAAAAGUUGAUAGUUACAAAGAUAAUAGCAAUUCUUGGUGAAAACUACCAAAUAACGAGAAAUGUGACAUAAAACUAAACAUAAAACUGCCAGUUUCUGAAUAACUAUAAAUUUCAAGUUUUUACCAGAAGACCAAUUUUGUAAGAAAUUUGAUUUUCCAUGAAAUUUAUAUGAUAAAAUUCAUAUUUUACCCUGAAAAAGUGAUAAUAUCUUGAAAAAUUAUAUUUUUUAGAACAAAAUUGCAAUUAUCUCAGUAGAGAAUUAAAUUUCCGAUCAAAAUAAGUUGGAAAAUUUUUUAAACAACUUCUAACUUUAACGGGAUUUGGCGAGCCGAAGAUAUCGACCCAAAAUUUUUUUUGUUUUUCGAAAAAUUUUUUUUUUGUACAAAGAAAAAUAUUUUUGGUAUUAAUAAUGAAAAUUAAAAAAAAGCGUAUUUUCGGCCCACCCUACCCUACAAUGACUAAAAUCCAUCAUUGAAAAAAAAAUAAAAAUGCCCGAGUUUAGGAAAAUGUUCAAAAUUUUUUUUUCAAGUAACAAAGAAACAAAAAAAAUAAAAAAUAAAAACAAAUAGUUCCCCGAGGCCUCUACAAGGUACAUAUAGAUGAUGCAAAGCGCGUGAUACAAAAAAAAUAUAUAUAAUACCGUAUAUUUAUAUUUUGUUACAGGAAUAAAUAAAAAAAAAUAAAA